AUGUCUGUCGUUGCCAACGAGCCCGCAGACCAUUACAAGGACGAGGAGCAGGGCGGCGUGGUAGAGACCACUGUUAAGGACCCACACGCGUCUGCAAACCGUCCCGUCAACAACGGAGAAUACCACGAAGAGGACGUUCUUGACCGGCCCCCAGACGGAACCCUGUGGGCCUGGAUAGCUGCCGCGUGUGUUUGUUCUGCCAACACGUUCUCGUGGGGAGUCAACUCUGCGUUCGGCGUGUAUCUGAACUACUACCUAGACGCCAAUGUUUUCCCCGGUGCUACCAAGAGGCAGUUUGCCAUGAUCGGGAGUCUUUCCCUGGGGAUCAGCUACAUGUUCUGCCAGCUGGGAAACGUGGUUGCCAAGCGGUACCCAUUGCGUGUGGUGAUGAGUGUUGGAUUGGUGAUCAUUUUCGUGGCGUACUGGCUCGCGUCGAUCGCCAAGACGGUGACUCAAUUGGUCAUGUUCCAAGGGCUAUUAAUGGGCGUGGGGUUUAUUUUCGUUGGUGGACCAGCCACAAUCAUUCUGCCCACCUGGUUUCUGCACAAACGGUCCAUCGCGUCCGGGAUCGGUGUUUCUGGUGCCGGGUUAUCUGGACUCAUUUUCAGCCGCUCAUGUAAUGCCAUCAUCGACCGGACCGGCAGCCACGUCUGGGCUCUGCGCAUGAUGGGGCUCGUUUGUGGCGCCAUGCUCGCCAUCACCAUCGUGUUCAUCCGUCCUCGCAAACCGUUCAACUCCAAGGACACCAAUCUGUGGCACGAGAUGCAACGGCUGUUCGAUAAACGCAUCAUUUCUCUGCCCCCAGUGCUAUACAUCUGCGCAUGGUGUUUCGUGUACAACUUUGCAUACACGAUCCUGCUGUUCUCGUACUCGUCGUUCUCGACGUCCAUCGGCCUGACGUACGAACAGGGCGCCGUGGUGACCACCGUGCAGAACGUGGCCCAGCUCAUUGGCCGUCCUGCGCUCGGCUACAUUUCCGACAAACUCGGCCGGGCCAACGUCUCCAUCGCAUGCACGCUGCUCAUGGGUCUGUUCAGCGGCGUGUUCUGGGUUUUUGUCACCACGUACUCGCAAAUGCUCGCGUUCGCGUUCCUUUCGGGCCUCAUUCUCGGCACAAACUGGGUCAACUACACCUCGUUGGCAGCAGACGCUGUUGGGUCCGGAAAAGACAUGGUGCCGGCCAUCUCGUUCAUCUGCGUUGUUUCCGGACUGCCGUACCUGGUUUCCGAGGUCAUCGCUUUGGAACUGGUGGACUACUCCAGAUCCAACCCGUUCUUCUGGUGCCAGAUCUUUGUCACCGUCACGUGCAUCAUCGGAGGCCUCACCUUGCUGCCCUACAGAGAAUGGAAGAUCCGCAGAAUCCUCACAGCACAGUCCCAGCUCGCAAAACCAGCCCGGCUCACCGCCGCCGGCUGGCGCGCCUAUCUUGCCCGCAUGUUCUACCCGAUCAGGGCCUAA
Ogataea philodendri is the source of this 1458-nucleotide messenger RNA. RefSeq lists its product as uncharacterized. Gene Ontology annotation, biological process: transmembrane transport. Gene Ontology annotation, molecular function: transmembrane transporter activity. Lineage: Eukaryota; Fungi; Ascomycota; Pichiomycetes; Pichiales; Pichiaceae. The record is from RefSeq and is a predicted model, not a curated record. The transcript has a single exon. Bases 1 to 1458 code for a protein of 485 amino acids.